Molecule: messenger RNA, 540 nt
Organism: Uncinocarpus reesii 1704
Lineage: Eukaryota; Fungi; Ascomycota; Eurotiomycetes; Onygenales; Onygenaceae
Product: protein MSF1
Exons: 2
Coding region: 1-540 (179 amino acids)
Biological process (GO): phospholipid transport
Cellular component (GO): mitochondrial intermembrane space
Molecular function (GO): phosphatidic acid transfer activity
Source: RefSeq, a predicted model, not a curated record
AUGAAAGUUUUCGCGUCGGAAUGCAUCUUUGACUACUCCUGGGAAGAGGUAUCGACCGCCAAUUGGCGUAAAUAUUGCCCAUGGAACAGUAAAUCCACACAUGUCGUUGCUGUCGAUGUUCUGUCACAGACAUUAAAUCCAAACGGAAUAUCUGCUCCACAAUGGAUCCUCAACCUCUUUGGAGGCUCUUCGACAUCGCAUGUCUACGAAGUCUCUUAUGUCGACCCAGCUUCCAAGAGAGUCACCAUGUGUUCCACAAAUUUAACAUGGUCAAAUGUCCUGAGCGUUAGAGAAACCGUGAUCUACCAGCCAUCGCAGUCAAAGCCAGCAUCGAGAACAGAGUUUAGACAGGAUGCACAGAUAACCGCCCUUUGCGGUGGAUGGCAAAAAGUAAAGAAUAAAAUUGAAGAGCUUAGCGUGGAAACGUUCAGCCAAAAUGCAACUAAGGGACGAGAAGGGUUUGAAGCCGUCCUUGAAAUGAGUCGACGAGUCUUUAGGGAACAGAAAGAGAUGGAAGCUUUGCAAAAAGCCCACCAAUAA